AUGGGUUUAUUUGACUCGACCUUGGUUACACCGUUCACCGCCUCAAAUACCUAUAUACCUUUAAUCCUCUGCAUUUAUUUUCUGCAAUUCCGAUCUCCACCUCCUUUCUCACCGGUUGUUAUCUUCAGUCAUAAAUCCUUUGAUUCAAAGUUGGAGAAAGGGGUACACAAUCGAUAUUCUCCAUCGUGCGGGUCCGUCAAUUGUCCUACUAUUGCCAAUUGCGACGCCCCUCAAAAUCAUCGUCAUCGCGGAUUCCAACCACCACCGUCUGGGGAGGAUUUCCAUAUACAGUACAAAGAAAAGCAUCCAAACAACAAUUUCGUUCCUAUUCCCAACAAGCCCUUUGUCUUCAUCGGACCUGCAAUACGCAACCGCUUCUCUUUCCCUGCUCUUUCUCCGACACUGAGCAUCACCAAGAAUGAGCUAUAGAGAAAAGUGAGAAAGAAGUAGAAAUAGAGGAAGAGAAAGGCAAAAUGAAAAAGAAAGAGAUGAAAGUAUGAGGAUAAGGAGCAGCAGACGUCAGAACUGGGAUAAAUAUGCAAUUGUUGAUUGUUGAACAUUGAGGCUUCUUCUAAUUCAUGCUUUUGAUUGGGUUUCAUCUUACCACCUGCUUAUGAGAUUGAAUUUUCAAGUGGAGUAUUAAUCUGCACUAAUACUAUUUGUUCAUGUAUCUGGUCUCAUCUGAACAUUAGUUUUUAUUCUGCUGAGUUAGAGGAGAGGAACUCAUGGAUACUUGGUUGUUAUUUUAGCACUUAAAACACCUAAAUAUAUGAGGAGAGGAUAUUCCUUUGGGGAGGAAGAGGUUAGUCUUCUGACUUUUCUCAAUGAUGUGCCCAAGAAGGACAAAAAGGUAAAAAAAAAAACGGAUUGCUUAAAAGGUUAAAACUCACGGGGUGAGUCUCCUUGCUUUAUUAUAUGACUAGACGAAUUCCCACGCGUUGCACAGCGAAGAUUAAAAAUAU
Messenger RNA from Lactuca virosa, 962 nucleotides. NCBI's taxonomy places the organism in Eukaryota, Viridiplantae, Streptophyta, Magnoliopsida, Asterales, Asteraceae. The record is from the annotation of a GenBank genome assembly.